UCUUAGAUUUGAAAGAGUUAUAGGCCAAACUUCCAUGGAUCUCUCCUUUUUCCUCCUGCAUCAACUCGACUCCCCAUUCAACCAAUAUUCCAUUUUAGCGCUCCUGCUUCCUCUCCUCCUCAGUUACGUAUUGCUGAUUAAAUGGAGGACAUGGAAGAAAUCAACACUCAGACUUCCUCCCGGACCAUGGCCGCUGCCAAUCAUCGGCAACCUGCAUCAGCUCGGCACAAGCUCCCUUCACCGCUCCCUCCACCUCCUCUCCCUAAAAGACGGCCCCCUUAUGCUUCUUAAGCUCGGCAGGUUCCGGGUCUGCGUCGUGUCGUCCGCGAAACUGGCCGAGGAAGUCAUGAAGGUCCACGACCUCACCUUCGUCAACAGGCCGCAGCAGGUCAGCACCUCAGCCAUUUCCUACGGAGGCUCGGACAUCGCCUUUCAACCCUAUUGCCAGACAUGGCGUCACCUUAAGAAGAUAGCCACCCUGCAACUCCUGAGCUCCAAGAAGGUGCCCUCCUUCAAAUCGGUGAGAGAGGAAGAAGUCGGCAUGUUGCUCCGGGCCAUCUCCACCUCCGGUGGUCCUGUGAAUCUGAGUGAGCUGUUGUUUUCUCUCUCUAGCAACAUAAUCUGCAGGAUCGCCUUUGGUAAGAAGUAUAAUCCGGAGGAAGAAGGACAUGGGAAGAGCAGGUUUCAGGAUGCACUGAAGACUUUCCAAGCCAUGCUUGGGGCUUUUUUCGUGGGGGAUUUCUUCCCAUCCUUGAAGUGGGUAGACUGGCUUACUGGUCUCCAUGGCCAGUUACUGAGUAACUUCCACGAUUUGGAUCAUUUCUACGAUGAAGUGAUCAGAGACCACAGCGAUCCACGGAGGCGACCAGAGCAACAGGACUUCGUUGAUUCUCUGCUUGAUGUACAGAAGGACCGAAGUGAGGAUGUCUUCCUCACGGUGAACAACAUCAAAGGGAUGCUCAUGGAUAUAUUCGUCGGUGGAACCGACACUGCAUGUGCGACCUUGGUUUGGGCGAUGGCUGAGCUGAUGAGAAAGCCCGAGGCCAUGAAAAAACUGCAACAUGAGCUCAGACUUGCACUGAAAACAAAGGACAUGGUAGAAGAAAAUGACCUUCACCAAUUACUGUAUCUUAAGUUGGUGAUAAAGGAGACCUUAAGGCAGCACCCACCACUUCCAUUGCUGGUUCCUCGAGUAUCUUCUCAAGAGUGUAAUGUCGGUGGGUACUCCAUUCCUGCCAAAACGAGGGUCAUUGUGAAUGCGUGGGCAAUUGGGAGGGACCCCAAUUCAUGGCAGAACCCAGAAGAAUUCAUACCAGAGAGAUUCGUUAACUGUCAUUUCGACUACAAGGGUCAAAACUUCGAGUUCAUACCAUUUGGAUCGGGGAGACGGAUGUGCCCAGGACAUCAUUUUGCAAUGGCGGUAGUGGAGCUUGUGCUUGCUAAUCUUAUAUACUGCUUCGAUUGGGAGCUGCCGUGCGGGAAGCUUCUAGAAGACAUCGACAUGAUUGAAGCUCCAGGCUCGACUGUGCACAAAAGAGAUGCGCUGGUUCUCCUUGCCAAGCGUUUUUCACGAUCGAAGUGAAGGACUUUGUAUUUGGCGUAGCAUAAAAUGGGACUAGCUAGUGUAACUAAGUUAAUGUGGUGUUCCAAAACAUCUAAAAAUAUUUGGGAUUUUUAAAUCCUAAUAAUAUAUGGACUAUGAAGCUUGCGU
This is a messenger RNA of Nymphaea colorata (pocket water lily), 1711 nucleotides long. Its product is annotated as cytochrome P450 71A1-like. NCBI's taxonomy places the organism in Eukaryota, Viridiplantae, Streptophyta, Magnoliopsida, Nymphaeales, Nymphaeaceae. The record is from RefSeq and is a predicted model, not a curated record. The coding region runs from base 35 to 1582 and encodes 515 amino acids. Gene Ontology annotation, molecular function: monooxygenase activity; oxidoreductase activity, acting on paired donors, with incorporation or reduction of molecular oxygen; iron ion binding. The transcript has 2 exons.